This is a messenger RNA of Pseudomassariella vexata, 1469 nucleotides long. Its product is annotated as MT-A70 family. NCBI's taxonomy places the organism in Eukaryota, Fungi, Ascomycota, Sordariomycetes, Amphisphaeriales, Pseudomassariaceae. The record is from RefSeq and is a predicted model, not a curated record. Gene Ontology annotation, cellular component: nucleus; RNA N6-methyladenosine methyltransferase complex. Gene Ontology annotation, molecular function: methyltransferase activity; nucleic acid binding. The transcript has a single exon. Bases 299 to 1459 code for a protein of 386 amino acids.
AUUUUGGGACAAGUGGCUCUUGGCCUCAGCUCGCAAGAAACAAUAAAGUUGGCAGGCUUUGCAUAGGCUGACAUGGGUAGACAAUUACGCGAGCGACGAGAUCGCGAUGAGCUGCGAGUCGCCUUCAUCAUGCAUUCGGACAUCAAUUGCCACCGGAGCUGGCUGAUGCUCGCGGUGCACCUUUGACGGACGCGUUCAGUGACGCCAGUUUGCUGCACCUGACCUGCAAGCAGGUUCUGGGGUGUUACAUACACAGUCGCGGGGAAGCUUGAAUGCAUCAGCCAAUCUUGUCUGUAAGAUGGCAGGGAGCGUUGACGCGGGAGUGAGGCUCAGUAGUCCUGCAACCAAACCCAUGUCCUGCGGGGAUAUGACUUCGUGUACGCUGUUCCGGAGUACGGACAAUUUGGUGGUCGUAAUCGACAUACCACGAUCAAUCGAAGAAGCUCAAGUUCUACCUGGGGAAUUGCCAGCCAGGAGGCUCAUCUCUUCUCGGCCUCCGCAUACACCAUGGCAGACUGCGACACCCAAGAAGCUGCAGCAUACAGACGUUCCGAAACCAGCAUCAGCGAUUAUUGGCGAGCUAAUGGUUCUCGAAAGAGUAAAAGGCGCCUUGGAGCAAGUCGCAGAGCUCUAUUCUGGCCCAUGGUGUAUGCCACGAAUAUACGAGGCUAAAGAAUGUCAGUCUCCGUCUGGGAAACCUCGGAAGAGAAAGAGACCGGCAUCAGAGACUACGGCCCGGAAUGUCGCCGACACCAAGGUUUCGCCAUAUCUACCAACUAAAUCACACCACCUCCUUGGUACUGUCAAAUCCUUGCGAGACACCUUUUUAGCCACCGCGCCAACAUUCGACGUCAUGGUCAUCGAUCCGCCGUGGCCGAGUAGAUCCGUGAAAAGGAAGAAGGAUGGCUACACGAUCGCGUAUAGCAUGGAGGAUGCCGGGCGUCUACUUUCCAUGAUACCCGUGGCUUCGCACCUGGCGCCCACAGGACUGGUGGCCGUCUGGGUUACUAACAAGCCAGCUACCGUAGAGCUUCUCACAUCCCCGAGGGGCAUAUUCUCCCAAUGGGGCCUGGAACUCGUCUGUGAAUGGGUCUGGGUGAAGGUUACGAGCUCCGGUGUGCCCAUCAUUGAUAUUAAUUCAACGUGGAGGAAGCCCUGGGAACGGCUAUUGAUCGCGAGAAAGGGCGGCCAUCCAAACCUGUCCCUGCAACCCAAGAUCAUACUGGGCGUCCCAGAUCUUCACUCGAGGAAACCGAACUUGAGAAGUCUCUUUGAUGAGAUCAUUCCAUCCGGAUACCGAGGUCUCGAAGUGUUUGCCAGAAAUUCAACUGCAGGAUGGUGGAGCUGGGGGGAUCAAGCUCUUGUAUUCCAGGAAAGACACCAUUGGGUUCACAAGGGCGAGCCUGAGGGCUUUGACGGAGCGUCAAUGGUAGCAGAACCCCAAUCUAACAACUCCUGAUAUUUUCAGC